Molecule: messenger RNA, 1596 nt
Organism: Cottoperca gobio
Lineage: Eukaryota; Metazoa; Chordata; Actinopteri; Perciformes; Bovichtidae
Product: neurogenic differentiation factor 2-like
Exons: 2
Coding region: 246-1331 (361 amino acids)
Biological process (GO): sensory organ development; positive regulation of transcription by RNA polymerase II; axon development
Cellular component (GO): nucleus
Molecular function (GO): E-box binding; DNA-binding transcription factor activity, RNA polymerase II-specific; protein dimerization activity
Source: RefSeq, a predicted model, not a curated record
UCCCUCCACGCGUUUGGGCUGGGGAUAGCAGCAGCAGCAGCAGCAGUAGAAGCAGCAGCAGCAGCAGAAGAAGACAGAGCAGGGCGGUUAGAGAGGAGAGAGAGGUGUGAGAGCAGAACACAGCGCCUCGCCUGCACAAGCAUUCGUGCAGGGCGUGUGGAUGUGAUGCCCACCCGGAGAGACAUGGUGUAAACAAACCCGCUUUGCCCCGUCACUGAGCUCCACCACGGAGGUUGUUUGCCACGAUGUUGAGCCGUCUGUUCAGCGAGGUCCUGCCGGACGUCCAGAGGCUCGCGGCUGACUGGGUGGAGGGCGCUGAGAACGAGGCCUGCAAGGACAAGGCCGGAGAGCACGAGCCCUGUGACCUCGACGACGACUUGGACGAGCCGCUGGAAGGCAGCAGUCGAGCCGAGUCUGAGAUGGCCGACGACGACGAAGAUGAUGAUGAUGAUGGUGAUGACGAUGAGGCCGAGGAAGAGUGCGAGGAUGGGAACAGUGAAGGCAAACCCAAGAAGCGCGGCCCAAAGAAACGCAAAAUGACACCGGCGCGCGCGGAGCGCUCCAAGGUGCGUCGAAUGAAGGCAAAUACGCGGGAGCGCACGCGCAUGCACGACUUAAAUUCUGCGCUGGACAGUCUGCGCAAAGUGGUGCCAUGCUACUCCAAAACCCAAAAACUCUCUAAAAUAGAGACUCUGAGGCUGGCCAAGAAUUACAUAUUAGCCCUUGGGGAGAUUUUACGCAACGGGAAACGGCCAGAUGUGGUGGCCUACGUGCAGAUGUUGUGUAAAGGUCUGUCCCAGCCCACUACCAACCUGGUGGCAGGCUGUCUGCAGCUCAACACCAGGAACUUCGUGACUGAGCCGUGUGCAGAUGGAGCCCGCUUUCACAUGCCCAGCUCUCCUUUCUCCGCCCACCCCUACUCCUACCGAUGUUCCCGCAUCUCCAGCCCUCAUUACCAGCCCGGGGGCGGUGCGCUUAAUGUGCGGGGCCAUUCCUACGGUUCCGGGUACGAGGGUGUAUACCCGCCGGGUGGGACUUCGCCGGACUAUAACAGCGCGGACUACGAGGCCGCGCAUAGCCCGCCCGUCUGCCUGAACGGCGGACUGUCCGGCAGACAGCAGGAGCCCUCUGAGACAGACAGGAACUAUCAUUACUCUAUGCAUUACUCCGGACUGACCACGUCUCGGCCCAGCCACAGCAUACCUUAUGGGCCGUCGGGAGCGCGCAGUGGCGGUGCGCACUCAGAAAACAUUCCACCUUUCCACGACGUGCACUUGCACCAUGACAGGGCGCCACCGUAUGAGGAUCUCAAUGCUUUUUUCCACAACUGAGCCCUCGCAAUCAGAUGCAUUGACCUUAAAAUGACAAUCCUAUAACGUGUAAUAUUGUUUGGGAAACAAGAGAUGAAAGAGGGAAGUGGCAGAAAGAGUCCUCUGAUUACCUUCUGUAUUCUACUGAUGUCAUCCCUAUACUGUUGUACAUCCUAUCAAAGUGUGUCCAGUAAUAUCCUGUAUGCAGAAUGAGUGCAAUUGACAUAAAAGAUGUAUAGGCCUAAACAUGUUAUGACACAAACAACAGAAAUAAAAAAAAAUGUUU